Messenger RNA from Talaromyces marneffei, 1641 nucleotides. RefSeq lists its product as uncharacterized. Lineage: Eukaryota; Fungi; Ascomycota; Eurotiomycetes; Eurotiales; Trichocomaceae. The coding region runs from base 1 to 1641 and encodes 546 amino acids. The transcript is spliced from 3 exons. The record is from RefSeq and is a predicted model, not a curated record.
AUGUUACCUAAUAUCAAUUGGAUCUUGGGCCUCGGCCUCUUGAGCGCCGAUGUUGUGCGCUCAGUUCAGUUGACCCAGGAUGCACGUUCUCUAUUCGAUCAAUCCAUGUCCUUCCAGGACCAGAUUUACGACCCCGAGGUGUCAUAUCUGCGCAACUUCUAUUACCCUCUUGCCGCCGGUCCUCAUGAAACCCGGUCAACCGUGUGGUAUUCCAUAGGGCUCCUGCAGCGGAAUCGCGGAAACGACGUGAAGGAGGCUAUAAAAAUUAUUGAGAACGUCAUUGGUGACCAAGAGAAGAAUGAAACGGUACAGUGGUACGGUGAUUAUACCGUGUAUCCUGAGCAGCCAACUGUCGGAAGUCCUGCGUAUGCUCCAAAUAUCUACAAUUCCUGGGACCCCAACUGGAGAGGUUUUAUUGGCACGGCAUUGAUCAUUAUCUACGAGGAGUUCGGAAAAUUAUUGCCAACCAAUGUCCAAACCCUGAUCCUCGAAAGCCUUCAAAACAAUACCAUCGGCGACACCUACCGUGUUGGUGGUGUCGAUCAUGACAAUUUGUAUCCAGCCUACUCAAAUGCCUGGAUAAUGAGAACCGUGGCCAGCUCCUGGACAGGACUGAAACUGAACGAUUCGAAUAUGACUAUUUCGGGAGACAAAUGGGCACAGGAGUUCCUGGAUCUUUUCAAUCUCAAUAACACUCUGUCCGAGUUCAAUGGUCCAACAUAUGCCGGUGUGUCACUUUAUGCCCUUACGAUCGCAGCGAAAUACCUGUCAUCUACGGAAUCUGUUAUUGGCCAAAACGCCAAACGCGUAAUUCAGGAUAUUUGGGAAUACGAAUCCUUGCUCUGGAACCCCAAUAUGCGCAACUUUGCCGGUCCCUGGGACCGCUCUUACGGCUACGACAUGAACAACUAUGUAGCCAUCAUGUCAGAAUGGAUCUGGGCAAUAAUUGGCAAGGAACAUGUCUGGCACUACAGCUCCCCGAUUUCCACAAUGACGCAUUCCGACGAUUUCCAAUUGGCGCCUGUCAUCGCCGUGCUCUCUAAAUUCCACAAGAGCCUUAUCUCGGAUAGUGUCAUUUCACGAUUCAAGUCCUUCGCUGGAGAGCAUACUUAUUCCGGACAUACAUACGCUCCUCCAGCGGACUACGAGCCUCGCAACAUUACGACUUGGGUAUCCGCAAACUUGACAAUUGGCACAGACUCAUUCAAUCAGAGUGUCGUCGGUGGUUAUUCAGAGGACUCAAGGUCUUUCAGCCCUUCGGUCGUUCAAUGGAUCCGUCCAGGCGGAUCAAUUGGAUAUUUCAAUUUGUAUCCUACUGAAACUGCAUUGAAGGCAGAAGUAACUCCGUACGCGCUGAAUUUGACGUAUCCUCUUGGCGACGCGAAGAGCAGCUUUACUUUUGUUCUUGCGUCAAAUCCGUUGGGGUCGAAGAGAGAUAUUACUGGACUACAAGAUGUCAAUGGUUUGAAGAUUGAGGUUGUGGGCGGUACUGUUGAUCCAGUGCCUGAGAUAUCGUUCUGUGGUUUGGUGGGCGGAACUUGCAAUAUUAUCCAUGGAUUUGAAUUUUGGAAUUUGACAUUCACCAUGCCAGCGAAUAGCUCCGACGUUCCUAGCGUUCAGUUCAAGUUUGCGCUUGAAUGA